GCCACGUCCGCAGCCAGAGGCCGCCGCCACUUACCGUGUCUUCUGGCUCCACAGCCUGAGGGGACACCUCCGGAGCCCGCAACUGCCCCGGGGUGUGCCGGCUAUCUCUGCUGCCUCAGCCCUCCUCGGUGCUGCCCACUCCCUCCGCCCGGCCCCAGCCCCAGGCGCCGGCCCCUGACCCCGGCGGAGAUCAUGAAUCAAGCAGAUAAAAAUCAACAAGAAAUCCCAUCAUACCUUAGUGAUGAACCACCAGAAGGUUCAGUGAAAGAUCACCCACAGCAGCAGCCAGGCAUGUUGUCCCGUGUGACUGGGGGUAUCUUCAGUGUUACAAAGGGAGCUGUUGGUGCCACCAUUGGUGGUGUGGCUUGGAUUGGUGGAAAAAGUCUGGAGGUGACCAAAACAGCUGUUACAACUGUGCCUUCCAUGGGAAUAGGGUUGGUGAAAGGGGGUGUGUCUGCUGUGGCUGGAGGAGUUACAGCUGUUGGGUCUGCUGUUGUAAACAAAGUGCCCUUAACAGGAAAGAAGAAAGACAAAUCUGACUAAAAUAUGGAGAUACACUUGCUCUCCACAGCAUUAUGAUGCCAGUGGCAUUGAAUUGCUAAAUUAUGGACUAUAACCAAGUCACCUGUUUUGGACAUUUAUCUUCUAAACUGCUGUGUUGAAAGUGUUGAUGACUGGCUUUCAUCUAAAAAGAAGAGACCAAUACACGCACAGUAUGUGAAGGUUUCUCAUACUUAAGUUUCAGCUUUUUAUCUGGUAAAAUGUUAUACUUAUUCAGUUGUAACUGAAGAUACGGUAUGUUUGAAUAUUUACUAUAAGUCUUUCAGUCUGACUAAAAAUGUGAAAGUUGAAUUUAGUAGAUGAUCUUUAUUACAGUUCCACAUGUAUAAUGUUCCAGGUAACUCAUCUGCCCCUUAAGAAGGGAACCUUGAACUACAUAAACUGUACCUUUGAUGUGCCUAAUAGUUUCAGAUGUCUUAGUUUUUUUAUAACCAUAGUUGAUUAGGUCAAGAGGCAUUCUUUUCUUAUUUAAGUUGGCAAAAGUAGCAGGAAUUAGGGAAGUUUAAAAGAAAAGAUAAAUGGUUUUAUGAUACUGAGUGUUAACCAUCUUUUGUUAGAUAUGCAUUUUAUUAAUUUAAUUAUUGAUGCCUUACAAAAGAAAACAUCUUUUCUAAUACCCUAAGUAUUGUGCAGUUCUUAGAAUUAUCUAUGGAUUCUUUUAAAGAUUGUGAAAUUAGUUUUCCCUCUUUAGAAUCUCAGGAGUAGUGGGAUAAAGUUAUUUCUUGCUGUCAGUGGGUAAGAUAGUGCUUGUUAACUGUCUUGUUAGUAGUUAAAAUCAAAUUAUACACUUCAACCUGGGUUCAUGUUCCAUCAUUAAUACACCUCACAGUGCCUAAGGAACAUUUAUUUACUGGUCAAAAGCUAUGUUGCAGGAGUUUCAUAUUAAGGAGGAACAAAUAAUAAUUUUAAGCUCUUAAGAAUUACCUAAGGCAUCGAAGACAUAAAAAGAAUCCUUCACAUCUAUACUAUCUCUAGGAUGUCUUAAAUUAUAGUAGUACCCCUUUUUAAAAACACAGUAAAAGCAACCACAAAUAUGUUAGGACUAACUUUUAAAUUGAAUGAAAUGGGCUCCAUAGAUUAGUUUUCAAUAUAAAAUCUAUUAAUAUAUAAGUCAUCCAAUGGUUUAUAUAGGCUUCUUAAAAUUCUUUAAAGCAGCUAUAGACUUUGUACCAUUUUUCAAGCCAAUUUCAGGCAGGGAAUUGAAGUUUUUGAUUAUGGAUGAGAAGCAUGUCACAUCUUAUUAACGUGUCUCAUCAUGCCUCAUUCAUUCUCAAAGAAUAUGAUUUAGCUGAAAUUUUUUUGUUUUAUGUUCAAUUUCAUAAAAAUUUAACAAUUGGCAUAUAUACUUGUCUUAACUAAGGGUUAUAAUCCAAGCCUGAAAAAUCUUAACUUUCUUUAUGCUUAAAUCUGGAAAUUUGUCUCUAUUCUGUCAACUUUUUUUUGUGGGGAAGGACAGAACAGAGGGUGAUUCCCUGCAGUAAAUAAGUCAAAAUAGCAUGCUGCAGAACUUGAAACAGAUCGCCCUAACACCUGAGGCUUAAAUGGUUGUAGAACACUAAGAGUAUUACAUUAAUAAUGUGGAUUAACAAAUGAAUAAGAAUUUAAUUUUAAAAGCUUUCAUAAAUACCAGCAGAUUUUAAGCAACUGUACAAAGGUUACUGAAUCUUUCUAUUAUAUAUAGACCUAAAAAGUCAUUAAGGAGUUCAUACAAUUCAUUAGGAAUUAAAUGGUCAUUUAUUUCAUGCAGUAUGAUUUAAGGUAUUUGUUGGUAUAUUUGCUCAAAUGUCAUAAUUAGAGGGGAUUUUAAAAAUUAAUAGGUGAACACUAAAUAAUGGUAUUGGAGAACUUGUUUCCUGCUAUUUGGAAGGAAUUAUUGCUUCAUUGCUAGUUUAUCUUUCUAAUUUAUCUUCUACAGUCAUAGACCCUGCCAGUGUGCUUUGUAUCUGAAUUUCUAAGUUCAGAUUUCAGUUUACUGUAUGAUUGCAUAUUUAUUUUCAACUUUGCUUGUCUUUAAAAUUGCUUGAGGAAAAAUGGUUGUAAUUAAUUUCUGCUACAGAAAAGCGACCUGGUACAUUUUAUCUCAUUAAGAUUUUUUAAAUUCUGAACUAUAACUUUGUUCAGAGGGGCUUUUGCAAAGAUAGCAGAAAACUGUACUAAUGUACAGUCAUAGAAGUUCUUACGGAAAUGACCUUGCCAUUUGAUGAUAUGUACAGCUGUAUACUUGAGUCUUUUCCAGCUUAUUUACGUAGACUAGCAGUUUGACCUGUUAAACAGGACUAGUUCAUGUCAAGAAACUAAGGUUGUUGAAUACACCUGGAGGCAUCUGUUAUUCAUCUUAUCCUUUGAGUGGGUAUUUGGCACAAUGAAGAUAAACUUGUGUGACCCACUUGAAUGACUGCUCUAAUAAUGUUGACCUUAUGAAUUCUGUACUUAGUGAAAUGUCAGAUGAAAAUAACUGAUGAAUAAUUUUUUUGUAUUAAAGAAUGGGAAAAGAACACAUGAAUUUGUUAAUAAAGCACUAUGAUCUGCAGAAGAUGAAAUGUUUCAUAAAGAUCUAAAGAAAUAAAGGAAAUUUUAAAACAGGG
Messenger RNA from Propithecus coquereli (Coquerel's sifaka), 3146 nucleotides. RefSeq names its product transmembrane protein 263 (gene TMEM263). The record is from RefSeq and is a predicted model, not a curated record. Lineage: Eukaryota; Metazoa; Chordata; Mammalia; Primates; Indriidae. The transcript is spliced from 3 exons. Bases 193 to 543 code for a protein of 116 amino acids.